Messenger RNA from Lucilia sericata (common green bottle fly), 1581 nucleotides. RefSeq lists its product as uncharacterized. Lineage: Eukaryota; Metazoa; Arthropoda; Insecta; Diptera; Calliphoridae. The transcript is spliced from 3 exons. The record is from RefSeq and is a predicted model, not a curated record. Bases 269 to 1492 code for a protein of 407 amino acids.
UGUGAACAUUUGGUCAGCAGUUUCCUUUAACUGUCCCAUAAGGAACGUUCUUCGUUCGUUAUUUUUUAUAAUAGGAAAUAAAUUAGUGCAUCUGUUGAACAGAAUUUGUGAUAAAGUGUAAUUGUGUUUUGUUUUUAUUCGUAUUGUUGUGACGCUGUUUCAUUGGAUUGAUUGGUUUUUAUUGAGAGAUACAUAAAGGCAGACUUACACCGAAUUUUUUAAAAAAAGACUGAUAGAAGUACAAUUUAUUUUAAGAAUAUAAAGAUAGAUGAUGUUUAAAUACUUGUUAUUAUGCUCCCUUUUAGUCCAUAUUAUAUGGGCUAAACCAGUACAUCAGCAUCAUGGCGAAUUGGGUCCACACGUACUCAUCGUUACACCGCAAGCUCAAUUGCGCUUAGAGUCGUUAGUACCGGGUACACCGAUCAUACAGCAUCUCUCACCCUUUACCCGUUUUGUAGCACCACACGAGGAGACUAUUGUCUAUGUGCCGGCAAGUGCUGCAGCCGCUAUACAAAAUGCUGAAAUUGUGUCACGUUCUUUAGAGGGCAAUAAGGGUAAACAGCUUAAUCCACAAGUUUUUACCAAUGCUCUAGCCACCAUAGCCAGUAAUAGUGCUCAGUCGCUACAAAGUGCUGCUGAAUCGGCUGCAACGGCCGCCAAUAAUUAUAUCACCAGUUCUUCGACAUAUGUGCCUAAUUUAGGCAAUCCGGCCAGCAGUUUCCAAACGGCCGCAGAAUCCCUAUAUCAGGGAGCUCAGAGUACUAUUAAUAGUUAUGUACAAUCGCAACAGCAGUCUCAACAACCACAAGCGCAAACCACACAACUGUUGUCUGCUGAGACCCCUUUGGCAGCAGCAGAAAUUUCUCUGCCUCCUAUUAUAUCCGAACAAAAGUUACCCAUUAUAUCGACUGCCGUUUCACUGCCUCCCCUAAUAUCUUCGGAACAAAAAUUGCCUUUAAUUUCGAUAGGCUCGAAAAUACCUUCAUUAUCCUCAUUAUUAUCACCAGCUUUGCCGGCAAUUUCGAUUUACACCAAUGAACCCAGACAUCAUUAUUUCGUGGCACCAGCUGCUCCUCAUGUAGUCGAUUAUGUACCCAGUUCCAUACUUUUAUCGCCGGCCACAGCAACCACCAUUAAAGCACGUCGUAGUGUUAUAGCUGACGAUAAGGAAGCCAACAAACCAAUAUUGCCUUUAAUUUUACCAGAACCCACUAAUAAACCCCUGGCCUUGCCUUUGAAUAAUGAACUUGAAAAGGAAGAAUUGUUGUUGAAAGAAAAGAAGGAGGAGUUUAAGCGUUUCUUAGAGGCAAAUGCCUUAAAGGAGGAGCUUAAAGAGGGACAAUUGGAACAGAAGCCUAUAGAAGAUAUAAAGCUGGCAGAAAAUGAAAAGAUACAAAACGUCAAUUUGGAAAAUAAUCCCUUGGAAUUGAAAUUAUCCCCUUCGGCACCAGCUGAGAAAGAAGAUGAUACUCCACAAACUAAGGAGGCUUAAAGAAAAGGAUAACAUUUAAAUCACUAAAUAGACUGACUGCAUGGAAUACAUCACAUCACAAGUAAAUUUUAACACACACAAUGAUCAUA